AUUGACUCUAUCAAGCAUUUGGUGCUGUCACAAAGACAGCAUUCUGCUUUGCUGCCUGCUUAGAAGUGGCACUCUGAUUCUGUCUGGACAAUGCUCACUGAGAAGUGUUUGGGAUUUGUUUACUCCGGAUUGUAUCUAUGGGCAUCUUUGUUUCUGUCCUUCUUUAAAGUUUCCCAGCAGGGUGAAAACCAAAGGCGUCUGUAUAGAGAACUGUUGAGGAACUACAAUCGCCUUGAACGCCCCGUAGUGAAUGAUUCCCAACCUCUUAUUGUUGAGCUACAACUUUCUUUGCUGCAGAUAAUCGAUGUGGAUGAGAAGAACCAGGUGCUGAUAACGAACGCUUGGUUACAGAUGUCCUGGAUUGACGUUUACUUGUCUUGGGAUCAGUCUGCAUACCCAGGAGUCCAGAACUUACGAUUUCCCGCUGACCAGAUAUGGGUGCCAGACAUUCUUCUGUAUAACAGUGCGGAUGAAAGAUUCGAUGCCACAUUUCACACGAAUGUGUUGGUGAAUUAUUCUGGAUCUUGUCAGUACAUUCCUCCAGGCAUUUUGAAGAGCACGUGUUACAUUGACGUCCGCUGGUUCCCUUUCGAUGUGCAAAAAUGCGAUUUGAAAUUUGGUUCAUGGACCCACAAUGGCUGGCUGCUUGAUCUGCAGAUGCUUGAAGCUGAUAUUUCCAAUUACAUAUCAAAUGGAGAAUGGGAUUUAGUGGGUGUCCCAGGGAAGAGGAACGAGCUGUACUAUGAGUGCUGUAAAGAACCGUAUCCAGAUGUGACGUACACUGUAACCAUGCGCCGGCGCACUCUCUACUACGGCUUGAACCUACUGAUUCCCUGUGUCCUUAUAUCUGGCUUGGCAUUGCUUGUGUUCCUGUUGCCUGCUGACUCGGGAGAGAAGAUCUCUUUGGGCAUCACUGUCCUGCUGUCCCUGACAGUGUUCAUGCUGCUUGUGGCGGAGAUCAUGCCUGCCACCUCGGAUUCCGUCCCUCUAAUAGCUCAAUAUUUCGCUAGCAUCAUGGUCAUUGUUGGUCUCUCGGUGGUGGUGACCGUCCUGGUUCUUCAGUUUCAUCAUCACGAUCCACAAGCGGGAAAAAUGCCCCACUGGGUCCGUGUUAUCUUGCUGAAUUGGUGUGCUUGGUUUUUAAGGAUGAAAAAGCCUGGAGAGAACAUAAGGCCCCUCUCUUGCAAAUACAACUAUCCCAAGCACCGUUCAAGCAUCAGUAGCGUUGAGAUGAAUGUGUUACCCGGAUACCAAUCUAGCAACGGGAACGUGAUCUAUAGCUACCAUGCCAUGGAAAACCCAUGCUGCCCACAAAACAGCGACUCGGGUAGUAAGUGUGGAAAGGUUGCUUGUGCCUCUACAGAAGAUAUCGAGCUAGUUCAAAAGAAAGCUUUGAUGGAUACUAUCCCAGUGAUUGUCAAAAUCCUGGAAGAAGUUCAGUUCAUUGCGAUGCGCUUCAGAAAACAAGAUGAGGGUGAAGAAGUUUGUAGUGAGUGGAAGUUUGCAGCAGCUGUCAUAGACAGAUUAUGUCUGGUUGCAUUUUCACUCUUUGCAAUCAUCUGUACGUUUACAAUACUGAUGUCUGCUCCAAAUUUUAUGGAAGCUGUUUCAAAGGAUUUUGCAUAAGGCUCUCAAAGAGGUGCAUGCAGUACAAAAAAUGUCAUUUCAAAAUAAAAAACAUCGCCAUUAA
Mauremys reevesii (Reeves's turtle) is the source of this 1690-nucleotide messenger RNA. Its product is annotated as neuronal acetylcholine receptor subunit alpha-7-like. The transcript has 10 exons. Bases 91 to 1626 code for a protein of 511 amino acids. Gene Ontology annotation, cellular component: neuron projection; synapse; postsynaptic membrane. Gene Ontology annotation, molecular function: acetylcholine-gated monoatomic cation-selective channel activity; transmembrane signaling receptor activity. NCBI's taxonomy places the organism in Eukaryota, Metazoa, Chordata, Testudines, Geoemydidae. The record is from RefSeq and is a predicted model, not a curated record. Gene Ontology annotation, biological process: nervous system process; chemical synaptic transmission; monoatomic ion transmembrane transport.